Messenger RNA from Synchytrium microbalum, 384 nucleotides. RefSeq lists its product as uncharacterized. The record is from RefSeq and is a predicted model, not a curated record. The coding region runs from base 1 to 384 and encodes 127 amino acids. Gene Ontology annotation, biological process: mitochondrial electron transport, NADH to ubiquinone. Lineage: Eukaryota; Fungi; Chytridiomycota; Chytridiomycetes; Synchytriales; Synchytriaceae. The transcript has 6 exons.
AUGUAUCGAUUACGGCUUUUGGGGAGCAGCCUAAGCAGGCGGUCAAAGCAAUAUGCAGCUAGAACAUAUACCAGUGCUCCCGCUAAAGACUUGAUUCAAGCACCAGGUCGAGAAGCAGUUUGGAGUGAACAUCAAGCGAAAAGGGCUGAUGCCAUGGUUGGUCCAAGGUUUGAACAGACAAGGAUGGAAGCACAGCCAAAUCCACCAGCUGCUAUUGAAAUGAUUCAUAAAGUCCCUAUUACUGUGGUUGAAACAAGAAGGGUUUGCUGUGAUGGAGGAGGAGGAGCAUUGGGUCAUCCCAAAGUGUAUAUCAACCUGGAUCAAGGCAUUCCGAUAGCUUGUGGAUACUGUGGACUCAAAUACCAAAUGAGCACACAUCAUUGA